Messenger RNA from Fonsecaea erecta, 1371 nucleotides. RefSeq lists its product as hypothetical. The coding region runs from base 1 to 1371 and encodes 456 amino acids. The transcript has a single exon. Lineage: Eukaryota; Fungi; Ascomycota; Eurotiomycetes; Chaetothyriales; Herpotrichiellaceae. The record is from RefSeq and is a predicted model, not a curated record.
AUGCGGCACGCAAUUGUCGUUGGAACGUGUCUGGAUCUUGAGGUCCUUCGAGGGAGCCGAUAUGGUUUGACGUUGCUGAGCAGCGCCAAUGAGUUGAUUCGAGAAAUCAGGCGGCUGCUGUCUCGAGCUUGUUCCAAUUCCUCCCUCGAUCUGAGUAAGCGCGAAGAUGAAGGUCGGUUCGAAGGCCGUCGAAGAAAUAUUAUUAUUGGCGAUGCCGGGAGGGAUGCCGACCUUGACGAUGACCUCUUGUUCGCGGUGAUGCACCUUGCAAAAGUUACAGGGCUCCGAAAUAGCAGUAUGCUCUCUGACCCUCCUGUCAGACCUCACGACGAGAGGCGAACAGAUCUCUUCAAACCGCCCGUGUUUCUCCGGCGCAUGCAAUAUUUGCACCUCUGGGGCAGGUCUGACCACCCCUCUUCAGCCGCGGAAGCUUCUCUCCAUCUCUCACAGCUGGAAACUCUCGUGGCUCUCAAAGGCGGUCUUCAGCAGGUGAAGGCCCCUGGCUUUGCAGAGGCGUUGCAUCUGUUCGACAUCAUCGGGAGCGCAAAGCGCCUGGCACGGCCGAGAUUUGAGAUGCCCCGAUCCAGCAUUGACUUCCUCCAGGACAAGAUGCCCGCGUUAAGGAUGCAGCAGCGUCGGGUCGGGGUGGAGAUGUAUCAGCAUCUUCCUCUAGACUCGCCGCUCGCCGAGAUUUUCCAAGACAUCCACCUCUUCUGCUCCUCCAUCUGCUCCCUCGUGAGUAGACUGAACCCUGGGGCCCACGGUCAAGACGGAAAUCGAGAUUCAUCUUCAACUUCAUCUCCACCUUCGGCCGACACGCUCUCGUCCGAGGACGUCGUCCUGCUCCGAAACCUCGUCGAAUACCGCCUUCUGGCCUACUCUGCGGACUCGAACAACUGGACCGAAAGCGUGACGUGGACAUCGGCCAUGAUAUUCACGCACGGCGUGGUCUUCCCGCUCCCGCACUCAGCGUCACUGAACAUCCUCGUCUGUCGGCUCCGCGAAGCUCUGCGCGCGAGAAGAGCCGACAUCCAUCAUCUCGCAAGCCGGUGUGAGCCUCUACGAGGAGCAGCCUUCGAGACAUCUCCCGGCCUCGACCCGGACCCCGACAAGAGGCUCGUGAUAUGGGCCGCGAUGAUGGGCGUCAUGGCCACUUCGGACUCUCAAGCAGAAGAAGAGAGGGUCUUCUUCCUCAAUACCCUCAGGACAUACUUGUCAGGGUCGGGUAUCUCGAGCUGGGCACAGUUGAAGAGCAUCUUGGAGGCGUACCUGUGGGUCGACUGGGCCUGCGACAUGGGCGGAUUGGCCGUGUGGGAGAUGCUCUCCACCAUAUGUGCACACGGGCACGGCACGGCAUGGCCGCGUUGGUGA